Messenger RNA from Dermochelys coriacea (leatherback sea turtle), 2863 nucleotides. RefSeq names its product N-alpha-acetyltransferase 35, NatC auxiliary subunit (gene NAA35). The coding region runs from base 179 to 2569 and encodes 796 amino acids. Gene Ontology annotation, biological process: N-terminal peptidyl-methionine acetylation. The transcript is spliced from 23 exons. Lineage: Eukaryota; Metazoa; Chordata; Testudines; Dermochelyidae. The record is from RefSeq and is a predicted model, not a curated record. Gene Ontology annotation, cellular component: NatC complex.
CCGCGCAGGAGCCCCACUCCUCCCCGCCCCCAGCCACCCAACCCCUCUCCCUCCGUCCGUCCCCUGUUCUUCAUGCGACACCCCCACCUCAUUCAGCGACAGAAUCCCUGUUGACCGAGCCUCCUUCCGCGCCACACGUAGUAAACUAACCCCCCGGGGCAGUUUAUGGGGUUUGCGCAUGAGCAUCCGCAGGAUGCACCCCGCCCACGCCGGUCCUCCUGGGAGGGGACGGCUUGUGCACGCAUGCGUGAGAACCUGCUCGUGCAAUGCCGCCCGGCCAGGAACUCGGGGUGAUUUUGCGCAUGCGCAGCAGCAGGGCCGCGCUCCGAACGGAGAGGGUGCCUUGGCUGGUUGCUGCCCGAGACGGAGGCAACGGGCACGGUGCAAUAUUAUGGUUAUGAAAGCUUCAGUAGAAGAUGAUGAUUCAGGAUGGGAGCUCAAUAUACCUGACAAGAUGGAAAAGGGUAAUACAAACUGGAUCGAUAUUACCCAGGAGUUUGAAGAGGCCUGUAGAGAAUUGAAGUUGGGAGAACUGCUUCAUGACAAGCUUUUUGGUCUUUUUGAAGCUAUGUCUGCUAUUGAAAUGAUGGAUCCCAAGAUGGAUGCUGGCAUGAUUGGAAACCAAGUUAAUCGAAAGGUUCUUAACUUUGAGCAAGCUAUCAAGGAUGGCAUCAUUAAAAUUAAAGAUCUAUCUUUACCUCAGAUGAUUGGGAUAAUGGAUACUUGUUUUUGCUGCUUGAUAACAUGGUUGGAAGGUCAUUCCUUGGCACAAACAGUGUUUACUUGCCUAUAUAUACAUAAUCCAGACUUCAUAGAAGAUCCUGCCAUGAAGGCUUUUGCUCUGGGGAUCCUAAAAAUCUGUGAUAUUGCCAGAGAAAAAGUAAAUAAAGCUGCAGUUUUUGAAGAGGAAGAUUUUCAGUCCAUGACCUAUGGGUUUAAAAUGGCUAAUAGUGUGACAGAUCUUCGAGUUACAGGCAUGCUAAAAGAUGUAGAAGAUGACAUGCAGCGAAGAGUAAAGAGCACUCGAAGUCGACAAGGAGAAGAGAGAGAUCCAGAGGUUGAACUUGAACAUCAGCAGUGCUUAGCAGUAUUCAGCAGAGUGAAGUUUACCCGUGUACUACUGACAGUUCUUAUCGCCUUCACCAAAAAAGAGACAAGUGCAGUUGCAGAAGCUCAGAAACUAAUGACUCAAGCAGCUGACCUGCUUUCUGCCAUCCACAACUCAUUACAUCAUGGUAUCCAGGCUCAGAAUGAUACUACAAAAGGAGAUCAUCCUAUUAUGAUGGGUUUUGAGCCCCUUGUUAACCAGAGGUUGCUCCCUCCUACUUUUCCUCGAUAUGCAAAAAUAAUUAAAAGGGACGAAAUGGUCAACUAUUUUUCGAAACUUAUAGACAGAAUAAAAACUGUAUGUGAAGUGGUCAACUUAACUAAUUUGCACUGUAUACUGGAUUUUUUCUGUGAAUUUAGCGAGCAAUCACCUUGUGUUCUUUCAAGAUCUCUCUUACAGACUACAUUCCUUGUGGAUAACAAGAAGGUAUUUGGUACGCAUCUCAUUCAAGACAUGGUGAAAGAUGCAUUAAGAUCUUUUGUCAGUCCUCCAGUACUUUCUCCUAAAUGUUGUCUAUAUAACAACCAUCAGGCUAAGGACUACAUUGAUUCUUUUGUGACCCAUUGUGUUCGGCCGUUCUGUAGUCUGAUUCAAAUCCAUGGACACAAUAGGGCUCGCCAGAGAGAUAAACUGGGUCAUAUUCUUGAAGAAUUUGCCACUCUGCAGGAUGAGGCAGAGAAAGUAGAUGCAGCACUUCACAGUAUGCUGCUGAAACAGGAACCCCAAAGGCAACAUCUGGCUUGUUUGGGAACCUGGGUCCUCUAUCAUAAUCUCCGCAUCAUGAUACAGUAUCUUCUGAGUGGCUUUGAAUUGGAACUUUAUAGUAUGCAUGAGUAUUAUUACAUAUACUGGUAUCUGUCUGAGUUUCUCUAUGCCUGGCUGAUGUCAACACUGAGCCGUGCUGAUAGCUCUCAAAUGGCAGAAGAGAGAAUAAUGGAAGAGCAGCAGAAAGGCCGUAGUAGUAAGAAAACAAAGAAAAAGAAAAAAGUUCGUCCUCUGAGCAGAGAGAUCACCAUGAGCCAAGCAUAUCAGAAUAUGUGUGCUGGGAUGUACAAGACGAUGAUAGCUUUUGACAUGGAUGGUAAAGUGAGAAAACCCAAAUUUGAGCUUGAUAGUGAGCAAGUUCGAUAUGAGCACAGGUUUGCUCCAUUCAACAGUGUCAUCACGCCACCACCAGUGCACUAUCUGCAGUUCAAGGAAAUGUCUGACCUAAAUAAAUACAGCCCCCCUCCACUGUCCUCUGAUCUCUAUAUGGCAGCUAGCAAACACUUCCAGCAGGCUAAAAUGAUACUGGAGAAUAUUCCUAACCCAGAUCAUGAGGUCAACCGAAUUCUAAAAGUUGCUAAACCCAACAUUGUGGUCAUGAAGCUGCUGGCAGGAGGACACAAGAAGGAUUCUAAGGUUCCUCCAGAAUUCGACUUCUCUCCUCACAAAUAUUUCCCAGUUGUGAAACUUGUUUGAAAGACAAGAGAUUAUUAUUAGGAUACCUGAACUGUAAUCUGUAUUUCAGAUACCUGCUUUGAAAUGGAGUAUUUUAUACUGUAGCCAGAAGUGAAAUGGAUCUCUUGGAUAAAAGUACUGUUGUAUGGAGUAUCUUUAGUCUGAUGUCGUUACAUGACCUGAAUGACAACUGCUGUUUUAAAGUGGUUUGUAUAAUAAUCUAUGGGUGAAAUGGUUUUUAAUCAACUGCAUUAUUGAACAAUAUUAUACCUUAUUGGUUUUAUUACAGAUUUACUCAUAAAUCCUUUUAAUGAA